Molecule: messenger RNA, 22245 nt
Organism: Phycodurus eques (leafy seadragon)
Lineage: Eukaryota; Metazoa; Chordata; Actinopteri; Syngnathiformes; Syngnathidae
Gene: ahnak
Product: AHNAK nucleoprotein
Biological process (GO): regulation of RNA splicing
Cellular component (GO): cytoplasm; nucleus
Molecular function (GO): protein binding
Source: RefSeq, a predicted model, not a curated record
CACCCUAUCCGAGCACUCUGCUCAGCCCAGAGGAGCAGCAACACAGGGGGAAAAAAAAGAAGUUAAAAUCAACUCAGCAGACAGAGGAGGGAGGGAAAGAGAGAGAGAGAGGGGGAAGAAAACGCCCUGGAAACUUUGCUUGAUCGAAAAGUUGGAGAAGUGAUAGAAUCUCGUCAGACAAAGUUGAGAAGCGCUCUUCUUGGGCUGGGGAGAAGGGGAAGGUCGACGCAACGUUUUCAAGGAUGCUCAAGCUUGUAUGAGGCUUCUCGGGCGCAGCACGUUGCGCACAGAAGUCAAGAAAACAAGAACCAACGCAUCAGACAGAAGCCCUUGGCCUUGUUUGAGCUGUCCAAGAAACACCAGGGGGUGACCUUCUUUCCCACCAGGACUUGAACGCACAAGAAACAAAACAAGAUGGCUGAAGAAGAGGAAACAAGGGAAGUGCUCUUUCCAGACUGGGAGGGUCCAGAUAAAACUGGCCUAACUAUUGAACAGACACGUGAAGGAGAGAUCUUUGUAAAAGAAGUGAAAGGAGAGUCACCAGCAGCACGAUCUGGGAAAGUAUAUGAAGGUGACCAGAUUGUGGGUGCAACAAUCUAUUUUGACAACAUGAGUUCAGAAGAAACAGCUGAGCUGCUGAAGACACUUAACCGUCACAAGGUUGGAUUGAAACUACAAAAUAAAGAUAAAUCACCGUGCUGCUCUCCCCUGAGCACGCCGUGCCGUUCCCCAAUGGGUACCUUGACAUGGGAGGGGAAAUUGGGAAGCUCCAGUCCAGACAUCAUUCUCAGUGGGGAUGAUGAGGACUAUAAAAGGAUUUACACAAGGAAGAUCAAACCGAGGCUCAAGUCUGAAGACCUUGCAGAAGGAGUAGAUGUUCGCACGGAGCGGCAUAGCAGCACAAGUAGUGAUGGCAGUACAAUUACAACUGUCACCCGCCGCAUCACCACCUACACUGUGGAUAUGCCGAGUGGCAUAAGUGAGCAAGUCGAGCUUUCAAGCCCAGAUUUCAAGGGGCAUAGGCAAGAAUCAGGGGAUGGCUCUCCGGGAAUAAGAAUUUCACAUGGCAGCCCUUCAGGUAAAGUGGGAGAUGAAGGGGUUUUUGAGUUAAGCAAUGUUUCCAAGCUAAGGGAAAGUUCAAACACUGGUAGUAGGCAUGUUUCAAUGGGAGGCAUGGGAGGUAGUGAAGUAUUUACAACAGCUAAUGACAAUGGAGGGUCAAUUUGUGUGUCUGUACCUGAAAAAGGUUUUGUGACAUCCAGAGAUAAAACACAAGAGGUUGAGGGAACAAAGGUGAAGUUACCUGAAGUUACUGUAAGUCACGCCCAUGCAAAGGAAUCAGGCACCAUUCAUAUCCCAAGCAUCUCACUGAGCAGAGGUUUUACAGAUGCUGAAAGUGAAUUGAAAGACCCUUCUGUAAAUACUACUGUCAGACUUCAAACAAAAAAGUAUCACGUUCAUGGUCCAGACAUAACUCUUCGGCAGAAAGAAGGGGAUCUCAAAAUGCCUCAGAUAAAUAUAACGUCCCUUGUAACAAAGGGUUCAAAUUUUGAUGCGAAAAAUCAUGAAGUUGACAUUAGUCAGAGAGAUCCACAAAUAAAAGGAAAGGUGAAUGUGUCAACUCCAAAGAUGGAUGGAACUGUAAAAAUGCCAGAUGUGGUAAUCCAGGGUCCAGAGAUAAACACUGACGGACUAAAAGGAGAAGGCACAAAAGUUUGUAAAGAUAUUCCCAAAUCUGAUAUCUCAGGCCCAAGCAUUACCAUGUCAAAUGUGGAAUUGAAUCUGAAAGGCCCCAAAGUCACAGGCGAUGUGUCAUUACAACGUACUGAACAACAUAUAGCAGCACCGGAGAUGGAACCAAAAGACCCAAAAGUGGAGAUGAAGGAGAAAACGGGUGAGAGUGGCAUUGCAAAAAUAAAAAUGCCAACAUUUCGAUUAAAAGGUCAGGAAGAGCAGGGCCCAAACAUUAACAUAAACCUGAACAAGCCUGAUAGUGAUAUCAAGGUACCUGAGAUUGACGUGAAAGGCCCAAAUUUCACAGCGCCAAAAACUUCAGGUCCGCAUAUCUCCGCGACAGAUUUAAAUCUAAAAGGCCCUCGAGUUAAAGGUUACGGAAACGUAUGUGUACAAAAGACAGAGGAAAACAUAAAAGUUCAUGGAAUUGAUAUCAAAGGCCCAAAAGAUGACAAUAAGAUUUUGCUGGGUGAUUCUGAAUUACCUAAGAUUAAAAUGGAAGAAUUUGGCUUUAAAGGUCUGAAACUGGAGGGUCCUGAUGAUGACAUCAAGCGUCUCAAGGCUAAUGUUGAUGUCAAGGUCCCUGAGGUUGAUGUCAGUCCAACAAAAGUUGGUUUGGACAUUCAGGGCCCUGAUUUGUCUCUCCCAACUAUUGAAGGAGUUCACUUUGAUAAUACCAGUGGUAAGAUCAAGGGACCAGAAUUGAAAAUGCCAAAAAUCACAGCACCAGACCUCUCGAUGCCUGAGAUGGGUUUGAAUCUGAAAGGCAGUAAACUCAAAGGUGAUGUGGAUAUGUCUGUACCAAUUAUUGAGGGAGAUAUUAAAGCACCGGAAAUGCAUAUUAAAGGCCCAAAAGUUGACAUCAUGGGCUCUAAGAUUGGAAUUGAAUUGCCAAAAAUAAAAAUGCCUGAAUUUGGCUUGAAAGGUUCAAAACUGGAGGGUCCUGACAUUGACAUCAACUGUCCCAAGGCUAAUAUUGACAUCAACGUCCCUGGCGUUGAUGAUGGUAUCCCCAAAACUGAUUUAGAAAUCGAGGGUCCAGAUUUAGAAGUUGAAAGACCAAAUGCUGAAAUUGACAGUCCAGGUUGGAGGAUCAAGGGACCCAAGAUGAAUAUACCAAAAGUCUCAGGACCAAACAUCUCCAUGCCAGGUAUAGAUUACCAUCGGAAAGGCCCUAAACUCAAAGGCGAUGUAGAUGUGUCAGUACCAAAUAUUGCUGGAGAUACUGACGCACUGGAAAUGAAUGUCAAAGGGCCAAAAGUUGACAUUAAGGGCCCCAAAUCUGGAUUUGAAAUGCCAAAAAUUAAAAUGACAGAAUUUGGCUAUAAAGGUCCAAACCUAGAGGGUCCUGACAUUGACAUAAACCUUCCCGAGGCUUAUAUUGAUGUCAAGGUCCCUAAAGUUGAUGUCAGUCUCCCCAAAACUGAUGUAGAAAUCAAGGGUCCCAAUGUAGAUGUUGAAAUACCAGAUGUUGACAUCGACAGUCCAGAUUGGAAGAUCAAGGGACCAAAACGGAAGAUGCCAACAAUUUCAGGUCCAAAGAUAAACAUGCCGAAUGUGGAUUUCAACCGAAAAAGUCCGAAAGUCAAAGGUGAUGUGAAUGUGUCACUACCAAAUACUGAGGGAGACAUUGAAGCACCAGAAAUGAAUAUUAAAGGGCCAAACGUUGAUAUUAAGGGCCCUGACACUGGAUUUGAAAUGCCCAAAAUCAAAAUUCCUGAAUUUGGCGAUAAAGGUCCAAAACUAGUGUGUCCUGAUGUUGGCAUCAGCUUUCCCAAGGCCAAAAUUGAUGUCAAGGUCCCUGAAGUUGAUGUCAGACUCCCCAAAACUGAUGUAGACAUCAAGGGUCCAGAUUUCGACAUUAAGUUACCAGAUGUUGACGUUGACAGUUCAGGUUGGAAGACCAAGGGACCUACACUGAAGAUGCCAAAAAUCUCUGGUCCAAAUGUUAGUUUGCCAAAUCUGGAUUUUCACCUGAAAGGCCCGAAUCUGAAAGGUGAUGCUGAUGUGUCAGUACCAAAUAUCGAGGGAGAUAUUAAAGGACCAGAAUUGGACAUCAAAGGCCCAAAACUAGACAUAAAGGGCACUAAGACUGGAUUUGAAAUGCCCAAAAUCAAAAUGCCAGGAUUUGGCUUUAAAGGUCCCAAACUGGAGGGUCCUGAUGCUGACAUCAUACCUCCCAAGGCUAAUAUUGACGUCAAAGUCCCUGAGGUUGACCUUAAAGGCCCAGAAGUUGAUAUAAAUCUCCCAAAACCUGAUGUGGAUAUUAAAAGUCUUAACAUGGACAUUGAAGGACCAGAUCUUGACAUUGACAGUACUAGUGGAAAGAUCAAGGUACCAAAAUUCAAGAUGCCAAAAAUCUCAGGUCCAAGCAUCUCCAUGCCUCAUGUGGAUUUCAACCUGAAAGGCCCUAAUCUCAAAGGCGAUGUUGAUGUGUCAGUACCAAAUAUCGAGGGAGAUAUUAAAGGACCUGAAAUGGACAUCAAAGGCCCAAAACUUGAUAUAAAGGGCCCUAAGACUGGAUUUGAAAUGCCCAAAAUCAAAAUGCCAGGAUUUGGCUUUAAAGGUCCCAAACUGGAGGGUCCUGAUGCUGACAUCAACCUUCCCAAGGCUAAUAUUGACAUCAAAGUCCCUGAGGUUGACCUUAAAGGCCCAGAAGUUGAUAUAAAUCUCCCAAAACCUGAUGUGGAUAUUAAAGGUCUUAACAUGGACAUUGAAGGACCAGAUCUUGACAUUGACAGUACUAGUGGAAAGAUCAAGGUACCAAAAUUCAAGAUGCCAAAAAUCUCAGGGCCAAGCAUCUCCAUGCCUCAUGUGGAUUUCAACCUGAAAGGCCCUAAUCUCAAAGGCGAUGUUGAUGUGUCAGUACCAAAUAUCGAGGGAGAUAUUAAAGGACCGGAAAUAGACAUCAAAGGCCCAAAACUUGAUAUAAAGGGCCCUAAGACUGGAUUUGAAAUGCCCAAAAUCAAAAUGCCAGGAUUUGGCUUUAAAGGUCCCAAACUGGAGGGUCCUGAUGCUGACAUCAACCUUCCCAAGGCUAAUAUUGACAGUCAAAGUCUUAACAUGGACAUUGAAGGACCAGAUCUUGACAUUGACAGUACUAGUGGAAAGAUCAAGGUACCAAAAUUCAAGAUGCCAAAAAUCUCAGGGCCAAGCAUCUCCAUGCCUCAUGUGGAUUUCAGCCUGAAAGGCCCUAAUCUCAAAGGCGAUGUUGAUGUGUCAGUACCAAAUAUCGAGGGAGAUAUUAAAGGACCGGAAAUGGACAUCAAAGGCCCAAAACUUGAUAUAAAGGGCCCUAAGACUGGAUUUGAAAUGCCCAAAAUGAAAAUGCCAGGAUUUGGCUUUAAAGGUCCCAAACUGGAGGGUCCUGAUGCUGACAUCAACCUUCCCAAGGCUAAUAUUGACAUCAAAGUCCCUGAGGUUGACCUUAAAGGCCCAGAAGUUGAUAUAAAUCUCCCAAAACCUGAUGUGGAUAUUAAAGGUCUUAACAUGGACAUUGAAGGACCAGAUCUUGACAUUGACAGUACUAGUGGAAAGAUCAAGGUACCAAAAUUCAAGAUGCCAAAAAUCUCAGGGCCAAGCAUCUCCAUGCCUCAUGUGGAUUUCAACCUGAAAGGCCCUAAUCUCAAAGGCGAUGUUGAUGUGUCAGUACCAAAUAUCGAGGGAGAUAUUAAAGGACCGGAAAUAGACAUCAAAGGCCCAAAACUUGAUAUAAAGGGCCCUAAGACUGGAUUUGAAAUGCCCAAAAUCAAAAUGCCAGGAUUUGGCUUUAAAGGUCCCAAACUGGAGGGUCCUGAUGCUGACAUCAACCUUCCCAAGGCUAAUAUUGACAUCAAAGUCCCUGAGGUUGACCUUAAAGGCCCAGAAGUUGAUAUAAAUCUCCCAAAACCUGAUGUGGAUAUUAAAGGUCUUAACAUGGACAUUGAAGGACCAGAUCUUGACAUUGACAGUACUAGUGGAAAGAUCAAGGUACCAAAAUUCAAGAUGCCAAAAAUCUCAGGGCCAAGCAUCUCCAUGCCUCAUGUGGAUUUCAACCUGAAAGGCCCUAAUCUCAAAGGCGAUGUUGAUGUGUCAGUACCAAAUAUCGAGGGAGAUAUUAAAGGACCGGAAAUGGACAUCAAAGGCCCAAAACUUGAUAUAAAGGGCCCUAAGACUGGAUUUGAAAUGCCCAAAAUCAAAAUGCCAGGAUUUGGCUUUAAAGGUCCCAAACUGGAGGGUCCUGAUGCUGACAUCAACCUUCCCAAGGCUAAUAUUGACAUCAAAGUCCCUGAGGUUGACCUGAAAGGCCCAGAAGUUGAUAUAAAUCUCCCAAAACCUGAUGUGGAUAUUAAAGGUCUUAACAUGGACAUUGAAGGACCAGAUCUUGACAUUGACAGUACUAGUGGAAAGAUCAAGGUACCAAAAUUCAAGAUGCCAAAAAUCUCAGGGCCAAGCAUCUCCAUGCCUCAUGUGGAUUUCAGCCUGAAAGGCCCUAAUCUCAAAGGCGAUGUUGAUGUGUCAGUACCAAAUAUCGAGGGAGAUAUUAAAGGACCGGAAAUGGACAUCAAAGGCCCAAAACUUGAUAUAAAGGGCCCUAAGACUGGUUUUGAAAUGCCCAAAAUGAAAAUGCCAGGAUUUGGCUUUAAAGGUCCCAAACUGGAGGGUCCUGAUGCUCACAUCAACCUUCCCAAGGCUAAUAUUGACGUCAAAGUCCCUGAUGUUGACCUUAAAGGCCCAGAAGUUGAUAUAAAUCUCCCAAAACCUGAUGUGGAUAUUAAAGGUCUUAACAUGGACAUUGAAGGACCAGAUCUUGACAUUGACAGCACUAGUGGAAAGAUCAAGGUACCAAAAUUCAAGAUGCCAAAAAUCUCAGGGCCAAGCAUCUCCAUGCCUCAUGUGGAUUUCAACCUGAAAGGCCCUAAUCUCAAAGGCGAUGUUGAUGUGUCAGUACCAAAUAUCGAGGGAGAUAUUAAAGGACCGGAAAUGGACAUCAAAGGGCCAAAACUUGAUAUUAAGGGCCCUAAGACUGGAUUUGAAAUGCCCAAAAUCAAAAUGCCAGGAUUUGGCUUAAAAGGUCCCAAACUGGAGGGUCCUGAUGCUGACAUCAACCUUCCCAAGGCUAAUAUUGACGUCAAAGUCCCUGAGGUUGACCUGAAAGGCCCAGAAGUUGAUAUAAAUCUCCCAAAACCUGAUGUGGAUAUUAAAGGUCUUAACAUGGACAUCGAAGGACCAGAUCUUGACAUUGACAGUACUAGUGGAAAGAUCAAGGUACCAAAAUUUAAGAUGCCAAAAAUCUCAGGGCCAAGCAUCUCCAUGCCUCAUGUGGAUUUCAACCUGAAAGGCCCGAAUCUCAAAGGCGAUGUUGAUGUGUCAGUACCAAAUAUCGAGGGAGAUAUUAAAGGACCGGAAAUGGACAUCAAAGGCCCAAAAAUUGAUAUAAAGGGCCCUAAGACUGGAUUUGAAAUGCCCAAAAUCAAAAUGCCAGGAUUUGGCUUUAAAGGUCCCAAACUGGAGGGUCCUGAUGCUGAGAUCAACCUUCCCAAGGCUAAUAUUGACGUCAAACUCCCUGAGGUUGACCUUAAAGGCCCAGAAGUUGAUAUAAAUCUCCCAAAACCUGAUGUGGAUAUUAAAGGUCUUAACAUGGACAUUGAAGGACCAGAUCUUGACAUUGACAGUACUAGUGGAAAGAUCAAGGUACCAAAAUUCAAGAUGCCAAAAAUAUCAGGGCCAAGCAUCUCCAUGCCUCAUGUGGAUUUCAACCUGAAAGGCCCUAAUCUCAAAGGCGAUGUUGAUGUGUCAGUACCAAAUAUCGAGGGAGAUAUUAAAGGACCGGAAAUGGACAUCAAAGGCCCAAAACUUGAUAUAAAGGGCCCUAAGUCUGGAUUUGAAAUGCCCAAAAUCAAAAUGCCAGGAUUUGGUUUAAAAGGUCCCAAACUCGAGGGUCCUGAUGCUGACAUCAACCUUCCCAAGGCUAAUAUUGACGUCAAAGUCCCUGAGGUUGACCUUAAAGGCCCAGAAGUUGAUAUAAAUCUCCCAAAACCUGAUGUGGAUAUUAAAGGUCUUAACAUGGACAUUGAAGGACCAGAUCUUGACAUUGACAGUACUAGUGGAAAGAUCAAGGUACCAAAAUUCAAGAUGCCCAAAAUAUCAGGGCCAAGCAUCUCCAUGCCUCAUGUGGAUUUCAACCUGAAAAGCCCUAAUCUCAAAGGCGAUGUUGAUGUGUCAGUACCAAAUAUCGAGGGAGAUAUUAAAGGACCGGAAAUGGACAUCAAAGGCCCAAAACUUGAUAUAAAGGGCCCUAAGACUGGAUUUGAAAUGCCCAAAAUCAAAAUGCCAGGAUUUGGCUUUAAAGGUCCCAAACUGGAGGGUCCUGAUGCUGACAUCAACCUUCCCAAGGCUAAUAUUGACGUCAAAGUCCCUGCGGUUGACCUUCAAGGCCCAGAAGUUGAUAUAAAUCUCCCAAAACCUGAUGUGGAUAUUAAAGGUCUUAACAUGGACAUUGAAGGACCAGAUCUUGACAUUGACAGUACGAGUGGAAAGAUCAAGUUACCAAAAUUCAAGAUGCCAAAAAUCUCAGGGCCAAGCAUCUCCAUGCCUCAUGUGGAUUUCAACCUGAAAGGCCCUCAUCUCAAAGGCGAUGUUGAUGUGUCAGUACCAAAUAUCGAGGGAGAUAUUAAAGGACCGGAAAUGGACAUCAAAGGCCCAAAACUUGAUAUAAAGGGCCCUAAGACUGGAUUUGAAAUGCCCAAAAUCCAAAUGCCAGGAUUUGGCUUUAAAGGUCCCAAACUGGAGGGUCCUGAUGCUGACAUCAACCUUCCCAAGGCUAAUAUUGACGUCAAACUUCCUGAGGUUGACCUUAAAGGCCCAGAAGUUGAUAUAAAUCUCCCAAAACCUGAUGUGGAUAUUAAAGGUCUUAACAUGGACAUUGAAGGACCAGAUCUUGACAUUGACAGUACUAGUGGAAAGAUCAAGGUACCAAAAUUCAAGAUGCCAAAAAUCUCAGGGCCAAGCAUCUCCAUGCCUCAUGUGGAUUUCAACCUGAAAGGCCCUAAUCUCAAAGGCGAUGUUGAUGUGUCAGUACCAAAUAUCGAGGGAGAUAUUAAAGGACCGGAAAUGGACAUCAAAGGCCCAAAACUUGAUAUAAAGGGCCCUAAGACUGGAUUUGAAAUGCCCAAAAUCAAAAUGCCAGGAUUUGGCUUAAAAGGUCCCAAACUGGAGGGUCCUGAUGCUGACAUCAACCUUCCCAAGGCUAAUAUUGACGUCAAAGUCCCUGAGGUUGACCUGAAAGGCCCAGAAGUUGAUAUAAAUCUCCCAAAACCUGAUGUGGAUAUUAAAGGUCUUAACAUGGACAUUGAAGGACCAGAUCUUGACAUUGACAGUACUAGUGGAAAGAUCAAGGUACCAAAAUUCAAGAUGCCAAAAAUCUCAGGUCCAAGCAUCUCCAUGCCUCAUGUGGAUUUCAACCUGAAAGGCCCUAAUCUCAAAGGCGAUGUUGAUGUGUCAGUACCAAAUAUCGAGGGAGAUAUUAAAGGACCGGAAAUGGACAUCAAAGGCCCAAAACUUGAUGUAAAGGGCCCUAAGACUGGAUUUGAAAUGCCCAAAAUCAAAAUGCCAGGAUUUGGCUUUAAAGGUCCUAAACUGGAGUGUCCUGAUGCUGAGAUCAACCUUCCCAAGGCUAAUAUUGACGCCAAAGUCCCUGAGGUUGACCUUAAAGGCCCAAAGGUUGAUAUAAAUGUCCCAAAACCUGAUGUGGACAUUAAAGGUCUUAACAUGGACAUUGAAGGACCAGAUCUUGACAUUGACAGUAAUAGUGGAAAGAUCAAGUUACCAAAAUUCAAGAUGCCAAAAAUCUCAGGGCCAGGCAUCUCGAUGCCUGAUGUGGAUUUCCACAUGAAAAGCCCGAAUCUCAAAGGCGAUGUUGAUGUGUCAGUACCAAAUAUCGAGGGAGAUAUUAAAGGACCGGAAAUUGACAUCAAAGGCCCAAAACUUAAUAUUAAGGGCCCUAAAACAGGAUUUGAAAUGCCCAAAAUCAAAAUGCCAGGAUUUAGCUUUAAAGGUCCCAAACUGGAGGGUCCUGAUGCUGAAACCAACCUUCCCAAGGCUAAUAUUGACGUCAAAGUCCCUGAGGUUGCCCUUAAAGGCCCAAAAGUUGAUAUAAAUCUCCCAAAACCUGAUGUGGAUAUUAAAGGUCUUAACAUGGACAUUGAAGGACCAGAUCUUGACAUUGAAAGUCCCGGUGGAAAGAUCAAGGGACCAAAAAUCAAGUUGCCAAAGAUCUCCGGGCCAACCAUCUCCAUGCCUGAUGUGGAUUUUCACAUGAAAAGCCCUAAUCUCAAAGGCGAUGUUGAUGUGUCAGUACCAAAUAUCGAGGGAGAUAUUAAAGCACCGGAUAUGGACAUCAAAGGCCCAAAACUUGAUAUAAAGGGCCCUAAGACUGGAUUUGAAAUGCCCAAAAUCAAAAUGCCAGGAUUUGGCUUUAAAGGUCCCAAACUGGAGGGUCCUGAUGCUGAAAUCAACCUUCCCAAGGCUAAUAUUGACGUCAAAGUCCCUGAGGUUGCCCUUAAAGGCCCAAAAGUUGAUAUAAAUCUCCCAAAACCUGAUGUUGAUAUUAAAGGUCUUAACAUGGACAUUGAAGGACCAGAUCUUGACAUUGAAAGUCCCGGUGGAAAGAUCAAGGGACCAAAAUUCAAGUUGCCAAAGAUCUCAGGGCCAACCAUCUCCAUGCCUGAUGUGGAUUUCCACAUUAAAAGCCCUAAUCUCAAAGGCGAUGUUGAUGUGUCAGUACCAAAUAUCGAGGGAGAUAUUAAAGCACCGGAUAUGGACAUCAAAGGCCCAAAACUUGAUAUAAAGGGCCCUAAGACUGGAUUUGAAAUGCCCAAAAUCAAAAUGCCAGGAUUUGGCUUUAAAGGUCCCAAACUGGAGGGUCCUGAUGCUGAAAUCAACCUUCCCAAGGCUAAUAUUGACGUCAAAGUCCCUGAGGUUGCCCUUAAAGGCCCAAAAGUUGAUAUAAAUGUCCCAAAACCUGAUGUGGACAUUAAAGGUCUUAACAUGGACAUUGAAGGACCAGAUCUUGACAUUGACAGUAAUAGUGGAAAGAUCAAGUUACCAAAAUUCAAGAUGCCAAAAAUCUCAGGGCCAGGCAUCUCGAUGCCUGAUGUGGAUUUCCACAUGAAAAGCCCGAAUCUCAAAGGCGAUGUUGAUGUGUCAGUACCAAAUAUCGAGGGAGAUAUUAAAGGACCGGAAAUUGACAUCAAAGGCCCAAAACUUAAUAUUAAGGGCCCUAAAACAGGAUUUGAAAUGCCCAAAAUCAAAAUGCCAGGAUUUAGCUUUAAAGGUCCCAAACUGGAGGGUCCUGAUGCUGAAACCAACCUUCCCAAGGCUAAUAUUGACGUCAAAGUCCCUGAGGUUGCCCUUAAAGGCCCAAAAGUUGAUAUAAAUCUCCCAAAACCUGAUGUGGAUAUUAAAGGUCUUAACAUGGACAUUGAAGGACCAGAUCUUGACAUUGAAAGUCCCGGUGGAAAGAUCAAGGGACCAAAAAUCAAGUUGCCAAAGAUCUCCGGGCCAACCAUCUCCAUGCCUGAUGUGGAUUUUCACAUGAAAAGCCCUAAUCUCAAAGGCGAUGUUGAUGUGUCAGUACCAAAUAUCGAGGGAGAUAUUAAAGCACCGGAUAUGGACAUCAAAGGCCCAAAACUUGAUAUAAAGGGCCCUAAGACUGGAUUUGAAAUGCCCAAAAUCAAAAUGCCAGGAUUUGGCUUUAAAGGUCCCAAACUGGAGGGUCCUGAUGCUGAAAUCAACCUUCCCAAGGCUAAUAUUGACGUCAAAGUCCCUGAGGUUGCCCUUAAAGGCCCAAAAGUUGAUAUAAAUCUCCCAAAACCUGAUGUUGAUAUUAAAGGUCUUAACAUGGACAUUGAAGGACCAGAUCUUGACAUUGAAAGUCCCGGUGGAAAGAUCAAGGGACCAAAAUUCAAGUUGCCAAAGAUCUCAGGGCCAACCAUCUCCAUGCCUGAUGUGGAUUUCCACAUUAAAAGCCCUAAUCUCAAAGGCGAUGUUGAUGUGUCAGUACCAAAUAUCGAGGGAGAUAUUAAAGCACCGGAUAUGGACAUCAAAGGCCCAAAACUUGAUAUAAAGGGCCCUAAGACUGGAUUUGAAAUGCCCAAAAUCAAAAUGCCAGGAUUUGGCUUUAAAGGUCCCAAACUGGAGGGUCCUGAUGCUGAAAUCAACCUUCCCAAGGCUAAUAUUGACGUCAAAGUCCCUGAGGUUGCCCUUAAAGGCCCAAAAGUUGAUAUAAAUCUCCCAAAACCUGAUGUUGAUAUUAAAGGUCUUAACAUGGACAUUGAAGGGCCAGAUCUUGACAUUGAAAGUCCCGGUGGAAAGAUCAAGGGACCAAAAUUCAAGUUGCCAAAGAUCUCAGGGCCAACCAUCUCCAUGCCUGAUGUGGAUUUCCACAUUAAAAGCCCUAAUCUCAAAGGCGAUGUUGAUGUGUCAGUACCAAAUAUCGAGGGAGAUAUUAAAGCACCGGAUAUGGACAUCAAAGGCCCAAAACUUGAUAUAAAGGGCCCUAAGACUGGAUUUGAAAUGCCCAAAAUCAAAAUGCCAGGAUUUGGCUUUAAAGGUCCCAAACUGGAGGGUCCUGAUGCUGAAAUCAACCUUCCCAAGGCUAAUAUUGACGUCAAAGUCCCUGAGGUUGCCCUUAAAGGCCCAAAAGUUGAUAUAAAUCUCCCAAAACCUGAUGUUGAUAUUAAAGGUCUUAACAUGGACAUUGAAGGACCAGAUCUUGACAUUGAAAGUCCCGGUGGAAAGAUCAAGGGACCAAAAUUCAAGUUGCCAAAGAUCUCAGGGCCAACCAUCUCCAUGCCUGAUGUGGAUUUCCACAUUAAAAGCCCUAAUCUCAAAGGCGAUGUUGAUGUGUCAGUACCAAAUAUCGAGGGAGAUAUUAAAGCACCGGAUAUGGACAUCAAAGGCCCAAAACUUGAUAUAAAGGGCCCUAAGACUGGAUUUGAAAUGCCCAAAAUCAAAAUGCCAGGAUUUGGCUUUAAAGGUCCCAAACUGGAGGGUCCUGAUGCUGAAAUCAACCUUCCCAAGGCUAAUAUUGACGUCAAAGUCCCUGAGGUUGCCCUUAAAGGCCCAAAAGUUGAUAUAAAUCUCCCAAAACCUGAUGUUGAUAUUAAAGGUCUUAACAUGGACAUUGAAGGGCCAGAUCUUGACAUUGAAAGUCCCGGUGGAAAGAUCAAGGGACCAAAAUUCAAGUUGCCAAAGAUCUCAGGGCCAACCAUCUCCAUGCCUGAUGUGGAUUUCCACAUUAAAAGCCCUAAUCUCAAAGGCGAUGUUGAUGUGUCAGUACCAAAUAUCGAGGGAGAUAUUAAAGCACCGGAUAUGGACAUCAAAGGCCCAAAACUUGAUAUAAAGGGCCCUAAGACUGGAUUUGAAAUGCCCAAAAUCAAAAUGCCAGGAUUUGGCUUUAAAGGUCCCAAACUGGAGGGUCCUGAUGCUGAAAUCAACCUUCCCAAGGCUAAUAUUGACGUCAAAGUCCCUGAGGUUGCCCUUAAAGGCCCAAAAGUUGAUAUAAAUCUCCCAAAACCUGAUGUUGAUAUUAAAGGUCUUAACAUGGACAUUGAAGGACCAGAUCUUGACAUUGAAAGUCCCGGUGGAAAGAUCAAGGGACCAAAAUUCAAGUUGCCAAAGAUCUCAGGGCCAACCAUCUCCAUGCCUGAUGUGGAUUUCCACAUUAAAAGCCCUAAUCUCAAAGGCGAUGUUGAUGUGUCAGUACCAAAUAUCGAGGGAGAUAUUAAAGCACCGGAUAUGGACAUCAAAGGCCCAAAACUUGAUAUAAAGGGCCCUAAGACUGGAUUUGAAAUGCCCAAAAUCAAAAUGCCAGGAUUUGGCUUUAAAGGUCCCAAACUGGAGGGUCCUGAUGCUGAAAUCAACCUUCCCAAGGCUAAUAUUGACGUCAAAGUCCCUGAGGUUGCCCUUAAAGGCCCAAAAGUUGAUAUAAAUCUCCCAAAACCUGAUGUUGAUAUUAAAGGUCUUAACAUGGACAUUGAAGGACCAGAUCUUGACAUUGAAAGUCCCGGUGGAAAGAUCAAGGGACCAAAAUUCAAGUUGCCAAAGAUCUCAGGGCCAACCAUCUCCAUGCCUGAUGUGGAUUUCCACAUUAAAAGCCCUAAUCUCAAAGGCGAUGUUGAUGUGUCAGUACCAAAUAUCGAGGGAGAUAUUAAAGCACCGGAUAUGGACAUCAAAGGCCCAAAACUUGAUAUAAAGGGCCCUAAGACUGGAUUUGAAAUGCCCAAAAUCAAAAUGCCAGGAUUUGGCUUUAAAGGUCCCAAACUGGAGGGUCCUGAUGCUGAAAUCAACCUUCCCAAGGCUAAUAUUGACGUCAAAGUCCCUGAGGUUGCCCUUAAAGGCCCAAAAGUUGAUAUAAAUCUCCCAAAACCUGAUGUUGAUAUUAAAGGUCUUAACAUGGACAUUGAAGGACCAGAUCUUGACAUUGAAAGUCCCGGUGGAAAGAUCAAGGGACCAAAAUUCAAGUUGCCAAAGAUCUCAGGGCCAACCAUCUCCAUGCCUGAUGUGGAUUUCCACAUUAAAAGCCCUAAUCUCAAAGGCGAUGUUGAUGUGUCAGUACCAAAUAUUGAGGGAGAUAUUAAAGGACCGGAAAUGGACAUCAAAGGCCCAAAACUUGAUAUAAAGGGCUCUAAGACUGGAUUUGAAAUGCCCAAAAUCAAAAUGCCAGGAUUUGGCUUUAAAGGUCACAAACUGGAGGGUCCUGAUGCUGAAAUCAACCUUCCCAAGGCUAAUAUUGACGUCAAAGUCCCUGAGGUUGCCCUUAAAGGCACAAAAGUUGAUAUAAAUCUCCCAAAACCUGAUGUGGAUAUUAAAGGUCUUAACAUGGACAUUGAAGGACCAGAUCUUGACAUUGAAAGUCCCGGUGGAAAGAUCAAGGUACCAAAAUUCAAGAUGCCAAAAAUUUCAGGCCCAAACAUCUCGCUGCCUGAUGUGGAUUUCCACAUGAAAGGGCCUAAUCUCAAAGGCGAUUUUGAUGUGUCAGUACCAAAUAUCGAGGGUGAUAUUACAGCACCGGACAUCGACAUCAAAGGCCCAAAACUUGACAUAAAGAGCCCUAAAACUGGAUUUGAAAUGCCCAAAAUCAAAAUGCCAGGAUUUGGCUUUAAAGGUCCCAAACUGGAGGGUCCUGAUGCUGACAUCAACCUUCCCAAGGCUAAUAUUGACGUCAAAGUCCCUGAGGUUGACCUAACAGGCCGGGAAGUUGAUUUUAAUCUCCCAAAACUUGAUGUGGAUAUUAAAGGUCUUAACAUGGACAUUGAAGGACCAGAUCUUGACAUUGACAGUUCUCGUGGAAAGAUCAAGGUACCAAAAUUCAAGAUGCCAAAAAUCUCAGGGCCAAGCAUCUCCAUGCCUCAUGUGGAUUUCAACCUGAAAGGCCCUAAUCUCAAAGGCGAUGUUGAUGUGUCAGUACCAAAUAUCGAGGGUGAUAUUACAGCACCGGACAUCGACAUCAAAGGCCCAAAACUUGACAUAAAGAGCCCUAAAACUGGAUUUGAAAUGCCCAAAAUCAAAAUGCCAGGAUUUGGCUUUAAAGGUCCCAAACUGGAAGGUCCUGAUGCUGAGAUCAACCUUCCCACGGCUAAUAUUGACGUAAAAGUCCCUGAGGUUGACCUUAAAGGCCCAGAAAUUGAUGUAAAUUUCCCAAAAGCUGAUUUGGAUAUAAAAGGCCUGAAAAUGGACAUUGAAGGACCAGAUCUUGACAUUGACAGUCCCACUGGAAAGAUCAAGGGACCUAAAUUCAAGAUCCCAAAGAUCUCAGGACCCAAAAUUUCAUUCCCAGAUGUUGAUUUCAAUCUGAAAAGCCCCAAAUUUAAGGGGGAUGUUAAUCUGUCAACUUCAAGUAUUGAGGGAGAUAUAAAAGCACCAGAAAUUGAUAUAAAAAACACAAAUGUUGACAUAAAGGGGCCUAAAAUUGGAUUUGAAUUGCCAAAAUUCAAAAUGCCCCAAUUUGGUGUCAAAGGUCCAAACCUGGAGGGCCCUAAUCUUGAUGUCAGUCUCCCCAACUCUGAUUUGGACAUUGAGGGCCCUCAAUUAGACAUUGAAGGACCAGAUGUUGACAUUGACAGUCCCAGUUGGAAAAUCAAAGGACCUCAACUGAAAAUGCCAAAAAUUUCAGGACCAAACAUCACUAUGCCAAAUCUAGAUAGAAAUUUGAAAGGACCUAAUCUCAAAGGCGAUGUUGACGUGUCAGUACCAAAUAUCAAAGGAGAUAUUAAAAUGCCGGAAAUUGACAUCAAAGGCCCAAAAUGUGACAUAAAGGCCCCUAAAAUGGGAUUUGAAAUGCCAAAAAUCAAAAUGCCAGAAUUUGGCUUUAAAGGUCCAAAAGUAGAGGGUGCUGACAUUGGCAUCAAUCUUCCCAAGGCCAAUAUAGAUGUAAAGGUCCCUGAAAUUGAUGUCACUCUCCCAAAAACUGAUGUAGACAUCAAGGGUCCAGAUUUUGACAUUGAAGUACCAGAUGUUGACAUUGACAGUUCAAGUUGGAAGAUCAAGGGGCCUCAACUGAAGAUGCCACAAAUCUCAGGACCAAACAUAACUAUGCCAAAUCUGGAUCUUCAUCUGAAAGGUCCUAAACUUAAAGGUGAUGUUGAUGUGUCAGUUCCAAAUAUCGAAGGCGAUAUUAAAGCACCAGAAUUGGACAUCAAAGGCCCAAAUGUUAACAUUGCGGGCCCUAAAACUGGAUUUGAACUGCCAAAAAUCAAAAUGCCAGAAUUUGGCUUUAAAAGUCAAAAACUGGGGGGACCUGAUGUUGACAUCAACCUUCCCAAGGGUAAUAUUGACAUAAAAGUCCCGAGUCUUGAUGUUAGCCUUCCCAAAUCUGAGUUGGACAUUGAGGGCCCUAAAUUUGACAUUGUUGGACCAGAUGUUGACAUUGACAGUCCCAGUUGGAAGCUCAAGGGACCUAACCUGAAGAUGCCAAAAAUCUCCGGACCAAGCAUCACCAUGCCAAAUCUGGAUUUUAAACUGAAAGGCCCGAAACUCAAAGGCGAUGUGGAUGUGGGACUACCACAUGCUGAAGGAGAUAUAAAAUUACCAGAAACGGUAAUCAAAGGCCCAAAAGUUGACAUUAAGGGACCUGAAUUUGAAUUGCCUAAAAUUAAAAUGCCAGAAUUUGGUUUCAAAGGCCCAAAGUUUGAAAGUGAUGUCCAGGUUCCUGGGAUUGACAUUCAAGGGGCAGAUAUUGAUGUCAGUCUUCCCAAAACUGACUUGGACAUGAAAGGGCCAAAUUUGGAUUUCGAAGGCCCAGAUGUUGACAUUGAUAACCCCAGUGCAAAGAGCAAAGGACCUAAAUUCAAGAUGCCGAAAAUCUCUGGACCAAAUUUCACCAUGCCAAGUCUGGAUUUAAAUUUUAAAGGCCCUAAUCUUAAAAGUGAUGUAGAUAUGUCUGUACAAAAAAUUGAGGGAGAUGUAAAUCCACCAGAAGUCGAAAUUAAAGGUUGCAAAGUUGACAUUCAAGGGCCCAAGAGUGGAUUUGAAUUACCAAAAUUUAAAAUUCCAGAAUUUGGCCUCAAAAGUCCCAGUGUAGAGGGACCUGAAUUUGACAUAAAUCUCCCGAAAACUAAGGGUGAUAUUGAAGGAAACAUUCAAUUGCCAAAAGCUGAACUUGAUGUGGAAGAUGUAACUGUUGAUGUUCCAGGGUUCAGCACUACGAAAACUAAAUUCAAAAUGCCCAAGUUUGGUUUCCGGGGUCCAAAGAUAAAGAACCCAGAAAUUGAUCUGAAACAAACGCAAGGAGAUAUCAACAUCAAAGGGAAGACUGGUAGUAUUGAAGGACUGGAUGUCGACAUGGAUGUAACAGGCCCCAAAAUAAAAGGAUCCAAAUUUAAGAUGCCCAAAUUUGGUUUCAAAAUUCCUAAGGUUGACCUUCCAGGAGCGGAUCUUAAUGUAUCUAAGGGCAGUGGAGAAAUGCAAUUUCCUAAUGUUGACAUUAAAGGCCCAGAAUUAAAAAGCGGGGAUCCCAAUGUAAAAAUAAAAGGAACAAAGCUCAAAAUGCCAUCUUUUAUGGGAACAAAAUUUUCUUUUCCUGAUGUUGAUUUCAAUCUUGAAAGUCCUAAAGUCAAAGUUGACACAGACGUGUCAUUUCCAAAAGCUGGCAUCGAUGUAAAAAUACCGAGUGUUGAUGUGAAAGGUCCACGAUUGCAGGGGCCAAACAUUGACGUCAACCUUCCCAAAGGUGAUAUUGAUGUCAAGGUCCCUGAGUUUGAUAUUGAAGGGUCAAAUGUUGAUCUGAGUCUCCCGAAAGCUAAUGUGGCGAUUAGGGGACCCAAAGUGGAUACCGAAGUACCAGAUGUUGAUAUUGACAGUCCCAGUUGGAAGAUCAAGGGACCAAAUUUCAAGAUGCCAAAAAUGUCUGGACCAAACAUAACUAUGCCAAAUCUCGAUUUGCAUCUGAAAGGGCCUAAACUCAAAGGCGAUGUAGAUGUGGGACUACCACAUGUUGAAGGCGACAUAAAAGUACCAGAAAUGGAACUCAAAGGUCCUGAAGUUAACAUUAAGGGGUCCAAGAGUGGAUUUGAAUUACCAAAAAUGAAAAUGCCAGACUUUGGCUUCAAAGGUCCAAAACUGGAGGGUCCAGAUGUUGACAUAAACAUACCCAAGGCUAAUAUUGAUGUGCCUGAGGUUGAAUUUACAGACCCAAAUGUUGAUGUUAGUGUACCUGCAGCUGAUUUGGACAUUGACUGUCCCAGUGGUAAGAUCAAGGGACCAAAAUUCAAGAUCCCAAAACUCUCAGGACCCAACAUUUUGUUGCCUAAUAUGGAUUUCCACCGUACAGGCCCUAAACUCAAAGGUGAUGUUGAUAUGUCAGUACCAAAUAUAGAGGGAGAUAUUAAGACACCAGAAAUGGAUAUCAAAGGCCCCAAAGUUGGUAUUCAGGGCCCCAAGACUGGAUUUGAAAUGCCAAAAAUCAAAAUGCCAGAUGUUGGCUUAAAAGGUCCCAAACUGAAGGGCCCUGACAUUGACAUGAACCUUCCCAAGGCCAAUAUUGAAGUUCCAGACGUUGAACUCCAAGGGCCAGAAGUUGAUAUAAAUUUCCCAAAAACUGAAUUUGAAAUUAGGGGCCAUAAAUUGGACAUUGAUGCACCAGAUGUUAACAUUGACAGUCCCAGUGGGAAUAUCAGGGGACUAAAAUUCAAGAUGCCAAAAAUCUGUGGACCUAACAUCGCCAUGCCUGAUUUCAAUCUGAAAGGUCCCACUGCCAAAGGUGACGUCGAUUUGUCAGUACCUCAUUUUGAGGGCGACAUAAAAGCCCCAAGCACUGACAUUCAGGGCUCUAUGGGUGGAAUUGCAUUUCCUAAAUUAAAAAUGCCACAAUUUGGCUUCAAAGGUCAACAACUGGAGGGCUCCGACGUUGACAUCAGCAUUCCCAAAGCUAAUAUUGAUUUCAAGGUACCCGACAUUGAAAUGCAAGUCCCUAAAGUUGAUGCCAGUGUCCCCAAAGCUGAUUUCGACAUUAAGUGCCCAAAAUUCAACACUGAAGGACCAGCCCUUGACAUUGAGAGUCACAGUGGUAGGAUAAAGGGACCAAAAUUCAACAUGCCAAAAAUAUCAGGCCCAAGCGUCUCCAUGCCUGAUGUUGAUUUGCACAUGGCGGGCCCUAAACUUGAAGGUGAUGUUGAUGUGUCACUAUCAAAUAUUGAGGGAGAUAUUAAAGCACCAGAAAUUGAUAUCAAAGGCCCUAAAGUUGACAUUAAAGGCCCAAAGCCGAGAUUUGAAAUGCCAAAAAUUAAAAUGCCAGACUUUGGCUUUAAAGGUCCUAAACUAGAGGGUCCUAAUGUGGACAUCAACCUUCCCAGGGCCAAUAUUGAUGUCAGAAUCCCUGAGGUUGAACUCCAAGGGCCAGAAUUUGAUGUUAAUCUCCCCAAAGAUGAUUUGGACAUUAAGGGUUCAAAAUUGGAAUUUGAAGCACCAGAUGUUAACAUUGACAGUCCCACUGGGAAGAUCAAGGGACCAAAAUUCAAGAUUCCAAAAAUCUCUGGAAGGAACAUCGCCAUGCCUGAUUUCAAUCUGAAAGGUCCCAAUGUCAAAGGUAAUGUAGAUUUGUCAGUACCAAAUCUUGAGGGAGAGAUAACAGCUCCAGAAAUGGAUUUCAAAGGUUCAAAUUGUGACAUUAAGGGUUCUAUGGGUGGAUUUGAAAUUCCUAAAUUGAAAAUGCCGCAAUUUGGCUUCCAAGGCCCAGACAUUGACGUCAACAUUCCCAAAGCAAAUUUUGAUGCCAAGGUCCCAGGGGUUGGCGUUCAAGGUCCAGAAGUUGAUGUUAGUCUCCCAAAAGCUGAUAUUAAAGGCCCAAAAUUCAACAUUGAAGGACCAGAUGUUGACAUUGACAGUCCCAGUGGUCAGAUCAAUGUACCGAAAAUAAAGAUGCCAAAAAUCACAGGACCAAACAUCUCCAUGCCAAAUGUUGAUUUAAAUUUGAAAAAUCCUGACCUCAAAGGUAGCAUAGAUAGGUCAGCACCAAAUUUUGAUUGGGAAAUAAAAGCACCAGAUUUGGAUAUCAAAGGUCCAAACGUUAAGGGUUCAACAGGUGCAUUUGAAAGUUCAAACAUGAAAGGAGAUUUAUCAUAUCCUGAUAUCGAUGUCAGCAUAAAGGGAAAGAGAGGAAAAUUUAAACUCCCUAAAGUGACAGGAAAGGGAAAGAAACCGGAUUUCGAAACAGAAACACCGAACAAUGAUGUGACAGCAGGAACAUCUAAUAUUAACGUCCAAAGAACAAAAGUGAAAAAGCCUAUUUUUGGUAAACUUCAUUUUCCUGAUGUAGAACUUGAUAUCAAAUCCCCAAAAGUCAAAGGCGAUGGAUCUUUAUCUGAGGAGUUGAAAUCCCCCACCGUCGAGUUACAGGGCUCUGUUACCAGUGGUCCAAAUAUUAGUUACCAAGGCUCAGACGUGAGAUUAAAGACUCCCCAAAUGAAAAUGCCAAAGAUUGACAUUUCUCCUGCAGGUGGCACAUUUAGAGGCCUUCAAUAUCCCGAAGGUACUGUAACAUUUCCUAAGCUCAAGGUACCAAAGUUUGGUUUUAGUCUGCCCCAGUUUGAGGGGCAAAAGGGUGUUGGAAAGGUUGCAACCAAUAUUGCAGCUAGUGGAGAGCUUCACUGCUCACAGGAUAUUACAGUUUCCAGUCCAGAAAUAAGGCAAAGUGAAGGAAAAAUGAAGGUGAAGAUACCAAAUUUUUUUGGCAAAUCGAAAGCAAAGGGCAGGAGUGCAGGGGACCUUCGGGGAACAGAGGUAGAACUGAGUACUAGUGAAAAAGGAGACGUCUCAAAAGGUUUCAGUGUACAUAGUGGAGAGGAAAAAUUACAAUUUGAGGGUGAUGCUGGACUGAGUGUUUCACCCAAAAGCAAGUCAGCGUCACUGGAUCUUUUCAAGAAGUCAAGACAUCGAUCUUCCUCUCUGAGUGAUGAGGGUGGACUUGCAGUUGUUUCCCCCUCAGGACACCUAGAAGCAGAGGGUAGUGAUAUUUCAUUAGACCUAAGAGGACCAAAGGUCAAAGGAAAAAAAGGCAAGUUGAAGUUUGGCACCUUCGGAGGUUUUGGUUCCAAGUCAAAGGGCUCAUAUGAAGUGACGUAUGGUGAAGGCAGUGAAGCAGGAGUUGAAGGUAGUGCAGGUGUGUCGUCAGCCACCCCAAAAUCAAGAUUGUCCUCAUCGUCCAGCAGUGAUAGUGGGUCAAGGGCUGCUUUAAAGUUCCCGAAAAUUGAACUGUCUGUAUCCCCCAAAAAUGCUUAAAUUGUUGAUGGCUUAAACUCAAGCACCUACAGUAAAAACUGUCUCUCCCUAUCCAGAUAUGGCCAAUACCAGACAUACAGUAUACUAUUGUCAAACCUCAGCCCGCAAAUGCAGAGAGAAAAUGUCAUCUCAUUUUUAAACUUCCCAGUGUUCGACAGAAAGGCGAGGGACACUUUAAGGCCCCAUCAAACUGUAAAUAAAAUGUAUUGUAAUAAAUAUUGUUUUUCUGUACAUAGUCAAGAUUUAUUGAGAAUAUACCAUCUCACCAAAUUUUCCACUAACAAUGUAUUACUGGUAUUAUUUUGUCCUGCUUUAUUCAAUGUUGUUCAUGAAUGGGUGUGGUUUACGUUUAUGCAGGGUCUGUUUCGCUGAACAGCCAAAGUAGUUAUUUUGAAGGAACACGUAGUUUAUACAGCUAAACACAAAUAUAAACAGUUUCCAGUUUUAGUUUGAAGCUUUGAUUUUUGUAUAAUCAGUCAUUUGUCAUCCUUGAAUGACUGUCCACAUUUGCUCUUCAUUUGUUAUUAUUUUUAUUCAGUUUUAUUUUUUGUACAGUUUGCCUGGUCAUCUUUUCCACCCUUCAUACAGCUUUAAAUGUCACAAAAAAUAAAUGCCAUUGUUGGUGUCAUUAGAAAUACUUCAUCCAGAGAUAUUUGAUCAGAUAUGUGCAGACAGAGUACGAAUCAUUUGUGUUUUUCUUUUGUGUGCAUUCUGUCUGAUAAACUAAUUAAAAUGUAUAGAAUGUAUGAUAUUUCA